This is a messenger RNA of Danio aesculapii, 2202 nucleotides long. Its product is annotated as fibrillin-1-like. The transcript is spliced from 16 exons. The record is from RefSeq and is a predicted model, not a curated record. NCBI's taxonomy places the organism in Eukaryota, Metazoa, Chordata, Actinopteri, Cypriniformes, Danionidae. The annotation marks the transcript as partial. Gene Ontology annotation, molecular function: calcium ion binding.
AUUACAGGACGGGGCCAUGUUUUGCGUCGGUCAGUAAUCAGAUGUGUCAGGGUCAGCUGACGGGGAUUGUCUGCACGAAGACUCUGUGUUGUGCGACGGUGGGACGAGCCUGGGGUCACCCCUGCGAACAGUGUCCAGCACAGCCACACCCCUGCAGACGCGGCUUCAUCCCCAACCACCGCUCAGGAGCCUGUCAGGAUGUGGACGAGUGCCAGGCCAUUCCAGGACUCUGUCAGGGGGGAAACUGUGUGAACACUGUGGGCUCAUUUGAGUGCAAAUGCCCCGCCGGACACAAGUUCAACGAAAUCACACAGAAAUGUGAAGAUGUGGAUGAGUGUGUUCAUCUCCAGGGGCUGUGCAGUGGAGGUCAGUGCUCCAACACCAUCGGCAGCUACUUCUGCAGGUGUCCACCAGGAUACGACACGGCGCUGGACGGCUCUCGCUGCACCGAUGCCCGUACGGGGUCCUGCUAUGCUAACAUCGUGAGUGGGCGCUGUGCUAAUCCGCUGCAGCAGCUGAUGUCGAAGAGCCGCUGCUGCUGUGAGAACAGAGGAUGCUGGAGCGCUUCAGCCAGCAGUGUUCCAGAGAUGUGUCCCAUACGCGGAACAGAGGAGUAUCAGCGUCUCUGUCUGAUUGGUCCCUACAUUCCUGAUCCAGAUCGGCCGCUUGUGGGUCCGUUUCCACUUCCACAUCCACAUCCGGGUCCAGGUCCAGGUCCUGGUCCUGGUUAUCCUGAUCCUUACCCACAAAUCCCCAUCAUAGUGGAGCCCUAUCCAGGACAGCCGUACCCACGCGACCCUAUACCUGUGCCACCGGGCCCCGGGGACACGCCCACAAUCAGGCCAGUGGUUGUGCCACAGAAUGUCAGCAUCAGGAACAUGUGUGAGGUUUUCCGUAACCUGUGCAUCAACGGGCGCUGCGUGCCGACGCCGGGCAGUUACCGCUGCGAGUGUAACAGGGGCUUCAGGCUGGACGGCCGCGGGGAGUGCAUCGAUGAGAACGAGUGUGAGCGAAACCCAUGUGUCAACGGAGAGUGUGUGAACACACAGGGGUCCUACUAUUGCCAGUGUCCUGCAGGAUUCCAGACCACCGCCACCAGAACUGAGUGUCGAGAUCUGGAUGAGUGUGUAGCCAACGGUCGCAUCUGUAACAACGGCCGCUGUGUGAACACCGAGGGAAGUUUCCACUGCGUCUGUAACGCCGGCUUCGAGAUCUCCACCGACGGCAAGAACUGCCAAGACACUGACGAGUGUUUGAUCAGGAACAUCUGUCUGAACGGCAUGUGCAUUAAUGAGGACGGCAGCUUCAAGUGCAUCUGUAAACCAGGAUACUUGCUGGACGGCACUGGACGAUUCUGUGUGGAUGUGGAUGAGUGUGAGGUUCCAGGUAUGUGUAUGAACGGUCACUGCGUGAACACGGAGGGUUCAUUCAGGUGUGAGUGUAUGCCAGGACUCGCUGUGGGCCUCGAUGGACGCGUCUGUGUAGACACACACAUGCGCAGCACAUGUUACGGAGGAUAUAAGCGCGGUCAGUGUGUGCGGCCGCUCUUCGGUGCCGUCACCAAAUCUGAAUGCUGCUGCGCCAAUGUGGAGUACGCUUUUGGAGAACCCUGCCAACCCUGCCCACCGCUCAACUCAGCGGAGUUUUCGGCUCUCUGCAGUCACGGCAAUGGAACAACCACUGGCGGCAGAGAUAUAAACGAGUGCGCUCUGGAUCCUGAUAUCUGCCAGAACGGAGUGUGUGAGAACAUGCUGAGAACGUACAAGUGUAACUGCAACGAAGGCUUCGAGGUGGACAUCAGCGGGAAAACCUGCGUGGAUGUGGACGAGUGCUUGAUGAACAGACAGCUGUGUGAGAACGGCCUGUGCAGAAACACACCCGGCAGCUUCACCUGCCACUGCCCUACUGGAUACACCUUCCAGCCCGAGACUGAGGUGUGUGAAGACAUCGACGAGUGUUUGACCAGUCCGUGUGUGAACGGCGAGUGUAAGAACAGCGCGGGCUCGUUCGUGUGUCUCUGCUCUACAGGAAGCACACUGGACUCUUCAGGGACUCUGUGUGUGGAGACCACUAAGGGCACGUGUUGGCUGCAGGUGGUGAACGGUCAGUGUGAGAUCAACAUUAAUGGAGCGACGCUGAAGUCUCACUGCUGCUCUACACUGGGGGCCGCCUGGGGUUCACCCUGCGCCAAGUGUGAACCAG